Molecule: messenger RNA, 6083 nt
Organism: Triticum urartu
Lineage: Eukaryota; Viridiplantae; Streptophyta; Magnoliopsida; Poales; Poaceae
Source: RefSeq, a predicted model, not a curated record
UACGAAAGCAAUACCUAGCAAAAUACAUCGGUACCCACCCACGCCCACGACCGACUUUAUAUCACCCUGACACCCUAACGACGACCCGUGAGGCUGACUCUCUCUCUCUCCCUCCCCCUUCCUCUCUCUCUCUCGGUUGCUCCUCCGGCAGGCCGCCGCCACCGCAGCUCCGUGCUCCUGCAGCCCGCCGCCACCGACGCGUCGUGCUCCGGCAGCCCGCCGCCACCGCCGCUCCGUGCUCCGGCAGCCUGUCGCCAUAGAAGACCAGAUCUGGCCUCCCCUACGCAGCAACGUCCAGAUCUGGCUGCUCCGGCCGCCGUGAUGCCACCGAGAUGGUGCGUAGACGGGUACCCCCCGGCCGUCGUGCUGCGGUAGUUUGUCGCCGUCGGAUCCGUACCCUCCUUCCCCAACUCUUCUGUGCGAUGGGAAAUGUGUGCGUGAUGAGAACAUGGUGGGUCCCAUGUCAUAAAAUGUUGUGGGCCCUGAGCAAAGACAUAUCAAUGCCACAAAUGCAGAAAAGGAACCAAAUACAUCUGAGAAUGUCAGAUGGAGUCAGAUACGCUGCAAGCUCAUUGGCUAGAGACUCACCGGUAGCUCCCUGCUCCGGUAAAAAAACUUAGACCUCCUUUGAUUUAGAGAAAUUUCAUAUGAUAGGAUUUUUAUAAAAAAAAUUCCUUUAGAGCCCUUUGAUUUGUAGAAAUGAAAUCCUAUUUCUAUGAAGAAAUUCUUCCUAUGCUCCACAUUUUAUUGAAAAAUAAACAUCAGCCUAGACUCAAUGAAAAAAAUACUAUGAUGUGAAUCAAAGAAUAAACAUCAGCCUAGACUCAAUGAAAAAAAUCCUAUGAUGUGAAUCAAAGAACAUCUCUUUUCCAAUUCUUACUCAUAGGAUUUAAGAUAUAUGUCAUUUCAUUUUCUAUGACUUUUUUAUUCCUACAAUUUUCCUACCCUAUGAACCAAAGAAGGCCUUAGUUAGCCAUGCACGCGUUAUGUUCUCAAUCAAGAGCUUGUCGUGAACCUCCUGACUUGAACUAGCUUGCCGUGGUGAUUUCACUAAGUGGGCAUGACUAACCACGCAGCAUAGGACACGCCAUCGAUCGGGUAUUAAGGUAUAUACGUGUCCAUGCCGACCAGCGUAGGUGUACUUAGGUAUGUAUAGGUUCACCAACAUAAUGGUAUUUGAGUAGAGUACGACUCGGCCGAGACGUGUACACGCACCUUAGAGCAUCUCCAGCGGUUGGCCUCCCAGGCAGCUUGAAAAAUCGCCGCAUGGGGGCGAAUCGACAGUAAAAUCAGGCCCCAAGCGUCUGUUUUAAUAUUUUUUGAACAUUUAUUUGACUAAAAUUGGGUGAAGGGGACAAAUAUUCGAUGAAACAGUGCAUUACUUCGGCGAAUUGAAAUAGUUUUUUACAUAGAUAAAAUACUUAAAAAAAUAAAUGCGACUACAGGCCGAAUAAGGCACUGAGAGAGGCGAAGUCGCUACCGUUGCCGCAGCCGUUGUCCUUGUCGUCCUUCUCCUUCAUACGGCCGCCCCUCCUGAACCCCUGCCCGGCGUCGCCCUGGCGGACCGGUGGUGGCGUCGCGUCAUCGUCGCUGUCGUCGAGGAUGACGACGCCUCCCUCGCCCCGGCCAUGGCGCCAAGCGGCGAACCGCUGGCGCUCCAGCUCCGUCACACGCCCAGUCGUCACGCGCCCACUUCAAGGCCGCCGCAUCGUCGAGCUCCUCCUUGAUGCCGCCCGCGAGCACUGGCUCCGUCUUCACGACGGCGAGCCUCGCCUCCGUCUUCACGGCGGCGAGCCCCAGCUCCGUCUUCGGUUUGACGUAGCGCGCAUGAGCCUAGGAGGAGGCGCGCCUGCCGCCCUCGUUAAUGACGAUGCCGGCGCUGCGGGUGCGCCGGCCGAGCAGCGUCUCUGCUGUGGGCUCGGCCUUGACGCCGAACACCGUCGGCGAGCCGGAGGAGUGAGAGGAGGAAGACGACGAGGAGCCGAACCUCCUGGGCACCAUUGCCUGACGCUCCGGCGGGGGACCGGGGCGGUGGUGGCGGCAAGGUAUGCCAGCAGCGGGUCAUUGCCGCCCUCGAGGUACCGGAGUACCUCAUGGAGCGUCCGGCCGGGGGCGCCCCACCCUAGGCGGCGCCCCUCGCUGUUCUUGACGCCCCCACCAUCAUCGCCCGUUGGUGGACGUCAGCCGCUGCGCCUGCUGGUGCUGGAAGUACGCUGCCCACAAGGCGUGGUUGUCGGCGGCGUACCGCGGGAGGGCGCGCUGCUCCUUCGUCAACGACGCCCGCACGCGGUCGAUCUCAGCGUCGAAGAGGUCAGGGCGCGCGUCGUCGUCGGGCACCGAGGGAAUGGGGAUUCCACCGGCAUUGAGUCUCCACCCUGUCGGCCCGGCGCGCAUGUCCGGCGGCGCCGGGAUGUUCGCCUCGAAAAAGAGAUAGGCCUCCCACUCGUAGAGCGAGUGGCGGCCGAAGCCGUUGGCCGCCGCCCCAUCGCGGGGAACUGCUCGGCCAUCGGGUGGGCUUGGGGAGAGAGGGGAGGGGAGGAACGUCGGCGAUGGCUGCUAUAUCUGGCCAUGGGCCGGGCCUAAAAAAACCCAUGGCAGAAAACUAAGGCCCAGGCCCUCCCAGGCCCUACCAUCAGGCCUUCUUUUUAAGCCCAAGCCCGGCCCAUCUCGUAAAAAGCCCUGAAAAGCCCUUAGGGCUUAGGGCUGUGGGACGGGCCUCUUCCUUAAAAUGCCAAUAUGCCAAGCCCAAGCCCGUCCAGGCCCUGCUGAUGGGCUCAAAACUCAGACCCAAGCCCGGCCCACGGACAAGCCCAUCGGGCCUAGGCCUUGGAUUUUAGGGCCGGGCCUGGGUGGGCCGACAGGGCCGGGCCUGAGAUGUCCAGGACUAUCGGCUGCGCACAGGGAGAGAGGCAGAGCUUGGCGGCGGGUGUGGGCGGGUGUGGCCAAAGGCGAGGGAGGCCUUCCUUUUAUAGCCGCGCGCCGUGUGUACGUGUGACGGGAGGGGAGGCGUCGUCGCGCUGUCCGUGAAGCGCCGCCCGUGAGGAAUCAAUGGCAAGGCUAGCCGGCGGCAACCUUGCCAUUGAUUCCCCGUGGGAAACCGAGGCGUUAUGAGGACGGCGAUGCGAGUGUCGUUGACUCGGCGGGCCCACAACUCUUUCACGCCAAAACUGCUCGCCCCGGCGCCCGCGGGCGCCCCCGGCGCGCCGGGUUUGGUCUGGGUCCGUCGGCAUCAGUUUCGGCUCAAACCGACGAAAAACGGUUUCUGAAAACGUAACUGGGUCGAUUUUUUAGCGUCGGCGCGAAAAAAUCACCUGAAGAGGCCUGUUGAGAGCGCAGCUGAAGAUGCUCUUAGCUGCAGCAAGACCUGAUGCAUGCAUGCGCUAGUACGUCGUGGACAGCUAGCUUUGCCAUGCAUGCAUCACUAAGCUAACCAAUUGAUCAACUAGUGUAUGCACAAUACAAGCGUUUGUAUUUCCAAAAUAUGUACGUGUAUAACUUGCACUUAAAACCAUCGAAGAUCCAGAAUAGGCUAUGUGAGCGGAAUAAAUAAAUAAAUGCUCCGGGACAGCUCGAUUCGGUCGGUUGUGGGAAGGUAUGAGAUCUGUGUUGAAGAUACCCUAAGCUAAACUACUAUGCGGACGACACUUCACCGCACGAACUUUGGAUAACCGAGGAAUUAACGGUGCUAUCCAGUGUUUGGUCUAUGCAUGGACGGCUUGAUGUAUUGUGUCGUCUGAAAAUCGUUCAGAUUUGUCGUGUGUGUAGCAGCGUUGUACCCUAAGUUGAGAAGAGUGGAUAUCCAAUCAUAGGUGGAUCAGAUAAUUAAGAGUGAAGGGAUAAAGAGGAAAAUAUCCUAAAAAAAAUUAGUAGCGGGCCAUACGUUGAGAAGAGAAGAUAUCCACGAAGAUAAUUAGGAUUUUAAAAAAUACCGGAAUUUUUUUUUUGAGCUGGGAAAAAAUAUUAGUAGCAGGCCUUGGGAUUCACCAUGCCACUGGUAUUUAUUAUAUCUAAAAAAUAGCUAGCUCCCACUUCUAGAUUUCUCUGAACAUGCAUGCUUCCUCAUCAUCUAUUUAUUUGUACCCGUUCAAUCAAAAUCGUGUGACCAUAGAAAGCUUUUACACUUCUUGCAACAUCUUAAUUAUUUGUAUACCUUAUGCAUGUACUCAUAAGUUACACUUCCUGCAUUAAUCUAUCCAUGUAAUCCAUGCCACUUCAUUAAGUCAUGCAUGCCUCUUUUCCCGGGAAACUAAUUCAUAAAUAUUAGUCACAACUUAGAUUUUUGUGCUGAUUUUUGUGUAUUCAUGAACUGUAUAUGUGUUAGACCCUUGGCGUAAUAUAUAUAGUUUAUGCUUAACAAUUUUUUAAAAUAUGGCGUCACAUUAUGUUGACUCCAAAAGGUUUAUCCUUUUGUGUAUCAUUUUGUCACAUAAUUUGUAUGUUUUAUUGUUUAAAAAAUAUGAACUAAGAAAGCUUUUAUAUUUGCAUUUUCAUUAGGUUUAAAUGUUUUUAAGCAUUUGCUGAUGGAUUUGUUUUAAUAUAGUUCCCACGGCAACGCGCGGGGCAUCAUCUAGUUUAUUAGUGAUGGGUGGACAAUGUGGCCCCCCACUGGUAACUGAUUUUUUCGAGAAAGGGUGGAUUUUAUUGACUCAAAAUGAAGCAUCCAGUGGAUACAAACACAGUGAGCACACACCCAGCCUCUGCAUAGCUAGGAUGCACACAGCCAAUACCAAUAUAUACACACACACACACACACACAAAAACCCGCUGGCAAAUAGCAAAGUCAUAUAAGACCAAAGCUAUGCCUAAAUGAGAGAAAAAGAAUCAAAUCAAACAAAUCUAUGAUCGACAAUAUACAACAACAACCGCAUCCGCACCAACCAUCUCAUGACACCAUAUGGAUAAUGAGGUUCGUCAACAGCAAUGCCUGCACGAAGGGAGCGACACUCUAUGCCGCCAUCACCGGAUCUAACCAUCAGAGGUGAGAUUUUAGGUUUUCACCCUGAAGAAUCAGUCUGAGCUUAUCCGAGCAAUGCCUCAACAAGAUCACGAUGCAAAGCAUCGCCAUUGCCGUGUAUGAACAACUUGUAUCAGACCUAGGUUUUCACCCCGGAGCUCAAGACCAGGUACUUUAGAAGCACCACCAUCGGAGUCAACCAUAUGUUGUCGCCAUCACUUUUUCGCGAUCCAAGCAACUACGUGUGAUGGGCUAGAAAACCGACCUCCGCCACUGCACAACCUUAUCCUCUGCGUCAAGCCGUUGUCCAUAUAUUGCAUCUCACAGUCAAAGGCAACCAUCAAUCUGAAGAGAGAAAUCCUCGCGAAGAUCUUUCAGUGGCCAUUGCAAUUCGGAGAGGCCACCGCACCAAAUAAUGUGCAUGACAUCUCCGUGAUUGCCUCCAUGUCGAAGAGAGUUAUGUCCAAGCCAUAGACCUAGGGGUCGACAUGGCCGAAUCUAAAGCCAGAAAGCAGAAUUGUCCGACAGCCAAGACCCACGGCGCCGCAUCACGCAUGACAACAACACCCAUGGUCCCUUGGCCUAACUCCACCGAGACGUGGCCAUGCCCAAUGCUUAGUAGCAGCCCAGCCACCACACAAGCAGACGGAUCUGGUCAUCACGUCGCUCAUGCCUACGCCCCCGACACAGCCUCACAGCCAUGCCGCCGGUGACCGCUGCUGCACCCUACACGAGACGCUGCGAGCAGCCACCGAUUGCCGGGACCACGGGCUUGUCCCGACGCACGCCGAUGCGCCGCCGGAGCUUCUACCCUACAGACCAAAGGCCGUCGCGGGAAGGCGCCCCCUGCCGCCGUCAGCCACGCGGGCUUCGCCCGGCGGCGUCCUCCGGCGGCGGCGCGGCAACUAGACGAGAAAGGUGCAGCGACAAUGCUAGGUGAACGGUCGCGCCCGGGUCGCCCGGGGUUAGGCGACGCGGGGCGUUUUUUCCCUCAAGCUUUGAAAUGGGUCUUUGUUUCUUUGUUUCUUGCCACUGGUAACUGAUGACUAUUGGUGUGCGUGUAGGAUUGCCAACUACUAAGAGCAUCUCCAGUCGUGCCCCCAACAGUCCCCCAGGCGUUUUUGGCGCC